Molecule: messenger RNA, 5613 nt
Organism: Linum trigynum
Lineage: Eukaryota; Viridiplantae; Streptophyta; Magnoliopsida; Malpighiales; Linaceae
Source: the annotation of a GenBank genome assembly
GCGUACGCUUGCCUUACCGAAUCUUCGUUGAGUUUUGUUAUUUAGACCAUGAAUUAAUCGGAGUUUGAGGUAAGAUACUGAUAACGAUGUAAUUGCACAUGUUUGCGCCCCUAGUUCUUAUCCGUUUGAGGGGCAUAUUCGUGUGUUGUGGCCUAUUUUAUGCUAGGUUGUGUUCCUUUGUCCCAUUUCAGGUCCUAGCACAUAAAGUGAAGCAUAGGCGCAAGUUUCAAGUCAAUCAGAGAUCAAUUGACGAUUCGAGAGAGGAAACUCGGGCAUGACCUGAAGAAGAAUGGAUUUCUACCUCACUUUAUGGACAAAGAAGCGUGCAAGCUUGUUAUGAAACGAAAGAGGACGAGACUACGAGCGUCUGGGAUCAAACGGCAACUGAUUCGGAGUCCGGACGAGGGAGAAACCAAGCAUUAAACAGAGGCUGAGCAAGCUGCACGGGCAGACCAGGGAGGCUGCACGGCCGUGCACGUGAGCAAUAUGGCCGUGCGCCUUAUGCCGAGGAUACGCACGGGCAACCCCUGAAGCUUGCACGGCCGUGCACCCUGGCCGUGCGAGAGGGCUGAAGUUCGACUAAAUGACACGCUGCGUUUUGAGUUGCACGGCCAGAAUGGUGAUAUGCACGGCCGUGCACCCUGGCCGUGCGAGUCGGGAUUUCCUGGUUUUAAGCCAAAUUCCGAACCAAAGAAGAGGAGAGCUGGGUUUUGGAUCCCAAACACCCAAGGGACGAACCAAAGAGAGAGAGGGCGAUUUGAGGGCAUUCUUGGAGUGGAGUUGGAGGAUUUCUUCGCCUUGGAAGCUCGAGGAACAAGCCCGGACUUGAAGACUGAUCAUCUGAAGAUUCUUACUGCAGUCUCUCUCUUCUCUAUGGAGUAACUUCCCUUCACUUAGGUUUUGAGGAACCCUAGCUAUGUUUGUUUGAUUGGAUGAUUGUAUGAGUACUCUGACUGGAUAAUCUUGAGUUCAUAUUCAAUCUAUGCAUGUUUUCAUGAUUCAAUUCUGCUUUAGUCGAGAUUAUUGAUUCUGCUUUGAUUCUAUGAGAGGGAAUACCUGAUUAGGUCAAUAGAGCACCAUAGAUUGAUAGUAGUGGAUCGAUUGCUUUAGUCGAGGGUUGAUUCACUGCUUUGUAUCGAUUGAGAACCUCUUUCGAUAGAGGGAGUCUAGUUCAGAACGCCUUGAUCAGUUGUUCUAGAGAAGGAUACGUCCCUCUAGACAAUUGACUCAAGAGGGCCUUGUUCCUUUAGUCGAGACUCAAGGUCUAGUCAAGGAUUCUCCGCAUUGUGAAUGAAAGUGAAACAGGUUAGAGAUCAUCAAUCAUUAAUCUGGCUAGUGGCUAGGGGGAAUCAUACCUAAGUGAGUUCCCAACCUGUAAUUAGAUUAACUUUAACUGUAGUUUGCUAGAGUAGUUUUAGUUCUUUCAUCUUAAUCUGGUUUGCUAAAUAAUAAACUGAAGCUGAGUAAUAGUAACUCUAGAGACCCGUGGAUUCGAUAUUUAUCACUUGAGCCACUAUACUGCAGUCCCUUCCAUUGGUUACACUUGGCCAUUGUUAGGUGUUGUGUCAUAGCGAGUCAAGUUUUUGGCGCCGUUGCCGGGGACUUUCUAGAGUAUUAGGAAAGGCAGAAGUUUGUUACUUUAGCGUUUUUCUUUUCUUUUCCACCCUUGCUUUUCACUUGGGUGUUUUUGUUUUUGUUGGUGCAGAUCUGAAUCAUGGAUCCUAAUGGCUUCUCCAAUCAUUGGGGGUAUCCACCACCAUCUGGGUGGUAUUACCCCGAGACUCCCUGGAGCAAUCAAGGCGGAGAAGACUAUGGAUUCGGGUUCCAGUACCAACCCCCCUACUACGGAGAACAACCGGACCCGUGGGCAUAUCAAGAACAACCUCAUUAUCAAGAAGAAUUUCUCCCACAACCAGAAGGGCCAUCGGCGCUGGAGUUACUCAUGGAGCAGUUUGCUCGAGACUGUGAGAGAACAUGCUCCAGGAUGGAUCAGUGUGUCCAGGCCUAUCGUGAAACAGAUGAGAUCCUCCUGAGCCUUAAGAAGAGCGUCGAUGAUCUUGAGCGAUCUUGGGCGCAACCUGCUCCAGAUCACCCUUCUGCUACCAUACAAGAAGAUGAGGAGGAAGAAGAAGGCUACAAGGACAUUGUGGAGCACACUGAAGUUGUCACGGAGAGCUCCCGUGAUGAUCAUGAUCAGGAGUGUCCUGUCGUAGCCGACCACACCUUCCCACACCCCAAACUGAGCUUUGAAGAGGCGGGCAUGAGUGAGGAGAUGCAAGAAGAUCUCAUGAAAGAAAUUGCUUGGCAACUUGCUCUCCAAUCCGUGCUAGAAGAAGAAGAGCAAGAAAGGGUGCAGAAAGAAGUUGUGGAGGAUGGCGAAAGUGAAGCUGGAGAAGUUCUUGAUCAUUUCCCAGGGGUGAUACCACAUGAAGAAGGAAGGGAGGUUAAAGAAGCAAUUGGUGUCCAAGCUGAGGAUGAAGCUGAGGUGGAAGAGGCCUGCACCGGCCAUGAGUUACAUGUAAUAUCUCCACCAAACUUCGAGGAGCUGCUUGGCAAGGACCCAUUUGCAGUCUCUCUUUGCCAGACCAAGGCCACAUCGACAUCGGUCCCUCUUGGUGGACGCGAUGGUGGCCAAUCGAUGUUGUCAUAUCUGGUUUGGGGCAAUGAGACGAGAGAAGAGAAGAAGAGGUCUCGAGGGUGGAGACUUCAUCUGCAUCAAGUACAUGAGCCUUCAUCACCUGCCACACCACAUGCUCAUGACUUGAGACUCCACCUCAUCGACGAGAACCUCAACUUCAAGGAGGUUCUAGCAUGGACCGAAACUUAGGAGCCAUCGUCCGGCUCACGACGUGAAAGAAGCGCUUGUUGGGAGGCAACCCAACCAGUCGGUUUGCAUUUCUUUCUCUUUUUCUCCUCGGUUGAGUCAGUUUUGUUAUUUGAUUUUAGAGUCAAUAACUCAACCUUUGUGAGAUUUUGUGUGGUGUUUGUGUUCUGAUUACUCUCUCUUCCUGGACUGCACUGCCUGACCCGUACAUCAUCAUUCACCCUUGAUCUGGUAACUUUGUUCAACCCUCCUUAUCUUUCCUCCAUUGAGGACAAUGUCGUGCUUAAGUGUGGGGGGGUGUUCGAUCAUGUAUGCGGGUGAAUGUUUGGCUGUUUGUGUGCUUGGAGCCUAGUCCACUGUCCAAAUUUUUAAAUUUGAGGGCUCCAAGUACGUGUUUCCUUGCAAUUGCCUGCUCAGUAUGCUUUGAAUUGACAGUCUUUAUAGUAAUAUGCAACCUAGGGAGGUAGUGUAGCACUAUGGAGGAUGUUGAUGCAUUUAAGAAGUCUCGUUUCUUCUUCAUAUUGUGUUGGUUGAUUGAGUGAAUUAGUGAUCUUAGGACCCUUGAAUUGUGUGGUGUUGUGGAUUCUCUACCUGUCAUGGACUCUUGUAUCAUGUUUUGAAAGUAACAGGUGCUCGAAAAUGUGCUUCAAAAUAACGUCUCCCGUGCGAAUAGGGCGAAAGUGUGUAAGGGGAGACGGGAAUUCGUUCCCAAUUUCCACCUACUACCUCCAGCCCCCUUACAUGUCUUUCCCCCGCACGAGGCUCGAGACAUCCGCUCCUGGCAUGGCCGGUAAGAGCAGGUUGGGACCCUUGAAAGAAAAAAAAAGGGAAAAAAAUAACAGAAAACAAGCAAAACAGAAAGAAAAGGGGUUCCAACCAUCUUCAAGAAGAAAAUAGAGCACCUUGAAAAAUGUGAGUCCAUGAUCCUUUGUUUUUGAGAAUCUCUGCAUCCACAAUUCAUUUGUCCUCUGUUCACUAUUUGCCAUGAUGCUGACUCGAUACUAGUGCUCUCGCCGAAGAAGCUAUGAGAUGACUUGUGUGUCGGUUGACCUCGUAAGUUGCUAAAUGAUCUAGGAAGUCCUCUACCUACGAUCUGGGGUGUUUGUUGCUAUAGAGGUCUGAAGAGUUGCAUUGGUUUGAGUUAGGUUUGCUUGGGGACAAGCAAACGGUUAAGUGUGGGGGAGUUUGAUAACGAUGUAAUUGCACAUGUUUGCGCCCCUAGUUCUUAUCCGUUUGAGGGGCAUAUUCGUGUGUUGUGGCCUAUUUUAUGCUAGGUUGUGUUCCUUUGUCCCAUUUCAGGUCCUAGCACAUAAAGUGAAGCAUAGGCGCAAGUUUCAAGUCAAUCAGAGAUCAAUUGACGAUUCGAGAGAGGAAACUCGGGCAUGACCUGAAGAAGAAUGGAUUUCUUUCUACCUCACUUUAUGGACAAAGAAGCGUGCAAGCUUGUUAUGAAACGAAAGAGGACGAGACUACGAGCGUCUGGGAUCAAACGGCAACUGAUUCGGAGUCCGGACGAGGGAGAAACGAAGCAUUAAACAGAGGCUGAGCAAGCUGCACGGGCAGACCAGGGAGGCUGCACGGCCGUGCACGUGAGCAAUAUGGCCGUGUGCCUUAUGCCGAGGAUACGCACGGGCAACCCCUGAAGCUUGCACGGCCGUGCACCCUGGCCGUGCGAGAGGGCUGAAGUUCGACUAAAUGACACGCUGCGUUUUGAGUUGCACGGCCAGAAUGGUGAUAUGCACGGCCGUGCACCCUGGCCGUGCGAGUCGGGAUUUCCUGGUUUUAAGCCAAAUUCCGAACCAAAGAAGAGGAGAGCUGGGUUUUGGAUCCCAAACACCCAAGGGACGAACCAAAGAGAGAGAGGGCGAUUUGAGGGCAUUCUUGGAGUGGAGUUGGAGGAUUUCUUCGCCUUGGAAGCUCGAGGAACAAGCCCGGACUUGAAGACUGAUCAUCUGAAGAUUCUUACUGCAGUCUCUCUCUUCUCUAUGGAGUAACUUCCCUUCACUUAGGUUUUGAGGAACCCUAGCUAUGUUUGUUUGAUUGGAUGAUUGUAUGAGUACUCUGACUGGAUAAUCUUGAGUUCAUAUUCAAUCUAUGCAUGUUUUCAUGAUUCAAUUCUGCUUUAGUCGAGAUUAUUGAUUCUGCUUUGAUUCUAUGAGAGGGAAUACCUGAUUAGGUCAAUAGAGCACCAUAGAUUGAUAGUAGUGGAUCGAUUGCUUUAGUCGAGGGUUGAUUCACUGCUUUGUAUCGAUUGAGAACCUCUUUCGAUAGAGGGAGUCUAGUUCAGAACGCCUUGAUCAGUUGUUCUAGAGAAGGAUACGUCCCUCUAGACAAUUGACUCAAGAGGGCCUUGUUCCUUUAGUCGAGACUCAAGGUCUAGUCAAGGAUUCUCCGCAUUGUGAAUGAAAGUGAAACAGGUUAGAGAUCAUCAAUCAUUAAUCUGGCUAGUGGCUAGGGGGAAUCAUACCUAAGUGAGUUCCCAACCUGUAAUUAGAUUAACUUUAACUGUAGUUUGCUAGAGUAGUUUUAGUUCUUUCAUCUUAAUCUGGUUUGCUAAAUAAUAAACUGAAGCUGAGUAAUAGUAACUCUAGAGACCCGUGGAUUCGAUAUUUAUCACUUGAGCCACUAUACUGCAGUCCCUUCCAUUGGUUACACUUGGCCAUUGUUAGGUGUUGUGUCAUAGCGAGUCAGAUACUAUACCCUAAUCUCUAAUGGAAGAACCCCAGCCCGCAAUUCUCUAACCUAAACCAUAAGAUUUUUUUAAUCUUAAAUAAAUUUCAAUGGUUCGU